AUGUCUCCUUCAUCAACCACAAUGCUAGCAAGUGAUUGCCAUUCAAAGGAUUGUGAUGGUUCUCCCGUUUCCAUCGGUCACUGCAUUCUUGAAAUUCAAUCUACAUUCUGGAGAUGGAAGAUCCGAAGGGGAUUCUUGAUUCGUGUCUUUGUCUAUAAGUCGAAUCUUUUUGGUGCUCUGAUCUGGAUCGGAGAACUAAAACUACUUGGAAUUGCUGCAUCAGAUUGGGAAGGUAUGGAUUCCUCUCCUCAUUCUUCUUUGACUGGAAAAGUAAAACAGAGACCGUGGUGGAUGAAAAGCCUCACUGGGUGGUCUUAUGUAGUCUAUGAGAUGUUAUUCCAAAAGUUGCAAGCAAGGCACCUGAGAAAUCCAUUGCCUUUACCUCCCCUCCAUGAUGUUACAUGCAUCGUAACUGGAUCCACGAGUGGCAUUGGACUUGAAACAGCCAGGCAAUUGGCUGUUUCUGGGGCACAUGUCAUUAUGGCUGUACGAAACCAAUCUGCAGCCUUUGAUUUGAUCAAGAAAUGGCAGACUGAACGGCAUGGAACAAGACUGCUCGGUGUUGAGGUGAUGGAGCUGAAUCUUCUCUCCCUCGCCUCAGUUGUGAAAUUUGCUAAGGUGUGGAAUUCACGCUCAAAACCUUUGCAAGUUCUUAUCAAUAAUGCUGGAAUCUUUUCUAUGGGAGAGCCGCAGAAGUUCUCGAAAGAUGGGUACGAAACACACCAACAAGUAAAUUUUUUGGCUCCUGCAUUGCUUUCCAUAAUGCUUUUGCCAUCUCUCAGUAAGGGCUCUCCCAGCCGAAUUGUUAACGUAAGCUCCAUCAUGCAUUAUAUGGGCUUUAUCGACCCAGAUGACAUGAAUUUUACUCUGGGGAAAAAGAAAUUCAGCAGUACAAAGGCAUAUUCAAGUAGUAAGCUUGCACUGGUCAUGUUCAACAGUGUCUUACAGAAAUGCCUGCCUCUUGAAGCUGGCAUUAGUGUGUUAUUUGUGUCUCCUGGAAUUGUUCACACAAAUGUAACAAGGGACCUUCCAAAAUUGGUGCAGGUUGCGUAUAACUUGAUACCGAUAUUUGUCUUUAGUGCCCAAGAAGGUUCAAGAAGUGCACUUUAUGCAGCUACUGAUCCUGAAAUUCCUGAGUACUGUAAGGCAUUGAAGGCUGAUGACUGGCCAACUUGUGCUUAUAUCUCAUAUGAUUGUCGUCCCACACGUGCUGCCGAAGAAGCACAUAACACAAGAGCUGCUAAUGAAAUGUGGGAAAAGACACUGGAUAUGAUUGGCCUUCCUCUUGAUGCUGUGGAGAAGUUGCUGCAAGGGGAAGAAGUCAUUUGCAAAUACAAGGAUAGCUGA
Messenger RNA from Dovyalis caffra, 1347 nucleotides. The record is from the annotation of a GenBank genome assembly. Lineage: Eukaryota; Viridiplantae; Streptophyta; Magnoliopsida; Malpighiales; Salicaceae.